GUUCUUCCUGAAGUUUUUCCUGAAAUGUAACCAGAACUGUCUGAAGAAUGCAGGGAACCCGCGGGACAUGCGCCGCUUCCAGGUUAAGAAAUCACAUUUCUUAUUCCCUUUUUCUACCUCUCCUCUCUAUCUCCCCACAACUUCUUCUCACUCCCCUCGGAUCUAUUUACUUAACCCUCUUUCCUCUCUAUCCACUCCCUCUCUCCUUAUCUCUUUUCUCCCUCCUGUCUCUUAUCUUCCCUCUGUAGCUCUGUUAGGUCAGAGGGUUGUGUAUUCUUCCCUGCACACACACACACAGCCUAGCAUAAUUACAUUUACAUUUUAGUAAUUUAGCAGACGCUCUUAUCCAGAGCGACUCACAGUUAGUGAGUGCAUACAUUUUUCAUACUGCCCCCCCGUGGGAAUCGAACCCACAACCCUGGCGUUGCAAGCGCCAUGCUCUACCAACUGAGCUACAGGAGGCACAGUGCACCUUUGAACCAACUAACACACACGUACACACAUCUUCCAGAUAGGUGUGGCACAGUAUAUAGUGCAGCACCAUUCUUGCAGACCCAGGGUAUCAGGGAUGAGGUGGGUAUCAGGGAUGAGGAUGGUCUCAGGGAUGAGGUGGGUAUCAGGGAUGAGGUGGGUCUCAGGGAUGAGGUGGGUCUCAGGGAUGAGGUGGGUCUCAGGGAUGGGGUGGGUCUCAGGGAUGGGGUGGGUCUCAGGGAUGAGGUGGGUCUCAGGGAUGAGGUGGGUCUCAGGGAUGAGGUGGGUCUCAGGUAUGAGAUGAGGUGGGUUUUAGGGAUGAGAUGAGGUGGGUAUCAGGGAUGAGGUGGGUUCUCAGGGAUGCGGUGGGUCUCAGGGAUGAUGUGGGUCUCAGGGAUGCGGUGGUGUCAUCAGGGAUGAGUGUGUCUCAGGUAUGCGAGGAGGUGGGUUUAGGGAUGAGAUGAGGUGGGUCUCAGCGGAUUGAGGUGGGUCUCCGGGAAUGCGGUGGGUCUCAGGGAUGAUGUGGGUCUCAGCGGCUGAGGUGGGUUCUAGGGAUGAGGUGGGUCUCAGGUAUGAGAUGAGGUUGGGUUUUAGGGAUGCGAUGAUGUGGGUCAUCAGGGAUGCAGGUUGUGUCUCAGGGAUAUGAUGUGGGGUCUCAGGGAUGAGGUGGUAUUCAGGAUGAGUGGGGUCUCAGGGAUGAGGUGGGGUCUCAGGGAAUGAGGUGGGUCUCAGGGAUGAGGUGUGUCUCAGGGGAUUGAGAUGAGGUGGGUUUUAGGGAUGAGAUGAUGUGGGUCUCAGGGAUGCGGUGUGUCUCAGGGAUGAGAUGUGGUGGGUCUCAGGAAUGAGGUGGGUCUCAGGUUCUUACUGGUGGUGUUAAGGUGAGUCUCAGUGUUGAGGUGUGUGUCACAGGAGGUUGGUGGCACUUUAAUUGGGGAGGGCGGGCUCAUGGUAAUGGCUGGAAUGGAAUUAAUGGAAUGGUAUCAAACUCAUCAAACACAUAUUUUCCAUGUGUUUGAUACCAUUCCAUGCACUCCAUUCCAGCCAUUAUUAUGAACCAUUUUCCCCUCAGCAGCCUCCUGUGGUGUGUGUGUGUGUGUGUGUGUGUGUGUGUGUGUGUGUGGCCUUAGCCAUGGCUGUGUGUGGUUCCAGUCCAGUGGUGACAGUGUAAUUAGAGGGAGGCUGUCAGACCACAGAGAGGGGCUCAGACACAGACAGCAGGGUUAGUUAGCUAUGCUCUUCUCUCCUCUCCUCUCUUCCACCCCUCCUCUUAGCCUGCCUUAAUUGGGACCACAGAGGCAGGCGUGGAAACCAUCCACCUCUUUCCAUCCUCCCUUUUGUAUUUUUCUCUCUUUUUCCACCAUCCAUCUCUCACUCUCUCUUUCUUAAAUGCACAAUAUCUCUCUUUCUUCUUCUUCUUCUUCUUCUUCUUUCUCUUUAUAUCUCUCUCACUCACACAUCAAUGCACUUCACUCUCUUGUUAUUUCAUUUAGGGGUGAAGAGAAAGGUGGGGGAGGGGAGGCAAGGGGGAGUGAAGGCAGCGGAUAAGGCAACAAAUCUAUUUCCUUAUCUUUAAAAGUCAGAGCUGAAUUAGGAAGUGAACACUUGAGAUAUACUAGACCUCUGUUCUGCUGACAGAUUUAUUACACAGCACACGUGCCUGUGUGUUUGUGUUUUUGGUGUGUGUGUGUGUUUUAAUGUGUGUGUGUGUGUGUUUUAAUGUGUGUGUGUGUAGCUCCUCAGAGUGUCUCUCUUAUCGGAAGAUGCCCUUAGUGUUUAAACAGUUGUGCAGGCUAUAAUCCUGUCUGUGAUUGGACAGGCAUUGAGGGCUGGCGCUGUCUAUUGCUCCACUUUGACUCUAAUUAUUGGGCUCUAUUGUAGUGGAACUUCAGUAGACAGGCCUGUGUUUCCUUGGGCUUAAUUAGCAGCCGGACCCAUCCAUAACUCACACACUCUAGGCCAGUGUAGUGUGGAGGAGCGGCAGGCUGGGGAGGGACUGUGUGUAUAUACAUACAUUACAGUGCGCUCAUUACUGGCAUAUGCAACACAACACCAAUAACGCUUCAGAAAUGUGCUCUGUGUGUGUGUCUGUGUGUGUUUCUUCAUUCACUGACAAGAGGUGCGAACAUCUCCCUUGUGUCCUCAGCCCAACCAGUGACAUGCCUGUGGUCUGAGAAAUCACUGAGAACUUUGUAAGAUACUCCAACUACAAGAGAGACCAAGGGAAAGAGAGAGAGAGACAGAGGACAGAGAACAGAGAAAGAGAGAGAGGAGAGAGAGAGAGAGAGAGGAGACGGGAGAGAGAGAGAGAGAGAGAGGAGAGGAGAGAGAGAGGGGAGGGGGGGGGGGGGGGUGACAAUGAGGGAAACAGAGAGAGGGGAGGUAGAGCUGUGAGCUUCUUUGGGGAUUGAGGCAGGGAGUUCAGGCACGGAGGGCUGUGUGGCAGCUUGAAGAGAAUAAGUGUGUCUGGCCCAGGGAGACUAGCGCUGGUGUUUGCCAAGUUCUUUUCAAGAGAGGCAGGAGCCUCUUGAAGCUGCAGAGCAAUUGAAACGAGAGGCUCUUCUGAGCUCCAGGGGAGUCCCCCUAGCCCAGCCCAGCUUAGCCCAGCCCGGUUUCUAUUGGCCCCACAGUAAUGGCACUCAGCAGCAACACAGUCCGCUACUACAGCAACCCAUUAGCUGCCUCCCAUUGUCUCUGGGCACUCGAGUGAGGGACGCUUUUAAUUAAAUUAAUCUGCAUGUCAGUCUAUCAGCCAGCGGUCCCGGGCCCAGGGAGAGAGAGAGGGAGAGAGAGAGAGAGAGAUAGAGAGAUAGAGACACAAACACACAGCACAGGAGGACAUGCUGCAGGACUUUGAUAAAGACACUGGGGAUCGAGAGACGUGUGUGUGUGUGGAGGGGUAUGUGUUUGUGUGUGUUCAUUAGCACAAAGAAAGGGAAGGAUUAGAGAGGAGGGAGCAGUACAAUCACAGCACCACUGAUAGAGGAGGGGAAAUGGGGUACUGGGGGAAGGAGGAAGGGUGGAGUUAAAGGAAACAGUUUCUCUGUUUGUUUCUCCAAGGUGAUGAGGGCCAGUGUUAGUUUGGAUUAGAAGCAUGUUGUUGUUUCUUGUCCCCUGUUGCAGUUUUCUCAAGCAGCAAAGGGAGAAUGUCGAGGCACACACACACAGACGUAUACAUGUAUAUCCACAGAGUACACUCAUACACACCGUCUUUCUCAACACAGUGGUCUUAUAUGAAAAUACAAUAAUAAUUCAGAUGAAGUCCUAAUUGUUCAGUAUCGAAAAUGCAUAAAUAUGCUUUAGGAGUUUCAGGAUUUCAUCCCUUGUGUCACUAUUCUGGUCUAGUUUGAGGUUGUAGAUGGAAUGCUCUGAUCUGGAGGGUAAACUAUAAUUUACAGUGAUGUGUAUUGUCGAGGAGACACCCUAGUAGGGAGUUAGAUCUGUCAUAAUAUCCUAACCUUUGAACUCUCUGUGUGUGUGACUAUGUCCAGGUGGUGGUGUCUACGACGGUCAGUGUGGACGGCCAUGUCCUGGCGGUCUCUGACAACAUGUUUGUCCACAACAACUCCAAACACGGCCGCCGGGCCCGUAGACUGGACCCCUCGGAAGGUACGCCAUCAUACCUGGAGCAUGGUAGGCACCCUCUCACUUUUCUACUGUACGGCUGUCUGUCUCUCAGUCUGUCUGUCUGGUCUGACCGUCCAUCUGUCUGUCAGUCAGUCAGUCUACAGUAUAUCAGUCUGAGUCUCUGUCUCUCUGUGUUUGUCUGUCUGUCUGUCUCUAUCCAUUUGCCUCUGUGUGUGUCUGUCUGUGUCGGGGACAGCUCCGCUAUUGUCACACAGAGGAGAAGCAGUCUCCCCCCCCCCCCCCCCAUAAAGAUAAUAACAUGUUAUCUGGCUGGAUGGGUUUGUGGCAUAAACACUAACAGGAGCCAAACGUCCCCUCCAUUCAUCUCCCUCUGUCCAGGGACAGGGUGGCAGGGUGGGGGGAGAAGGAGAGCCACAGCACAGGGACCCUGUCAGAUCGCAUGCUCCUGCACUUUAUUAUCUCAUUAUUAAAUAUGCACCAGGGCCAGACGACACGCAACACACACACGUUCACACACACACGCAACACACACACACAACACACACACGCAACACACACACGCCACACACACGUUCACACACACAUUUACACGCCGCCGCACAGGAAUGAAGGAAUCUACGAGUGUGUAUUGUGUACCACAGACAGACGAUGGUGUGCAGUGAGAGGUAGAGUAGGUACAUGGUUGUGAAGACUUCAGCCCACUCCCCUUCUCUACAUGCGUUCAUUGGUGCAGAGGAAGGGAGCCUCAUUAGUACACUAACCUGUCUCACUGGUCAGGGAAGGGAUGGGGACAGAUCAGUGUAAAUUAACUUCUCCUACAUAGGAAUAAAGAUCUCAAAAGCAAACUGCUUCUCCAGUGCCAGGGUUCCUCCAUGUCAUUUUCUGUACACCACAGUUAUGUUAGCCUGGGUGCCAGUCUGCUUCUGCUCUCUUGCCAACUCCUUAUGGAAUUGUUUUGAUUGACAAUGACUAUGGAGUAGUCCCUUGUAGCUCAGUUGGUAGAGCAUGGCGCUUGCAGCGCCAGGGUUGUGGGUUCGUUUCCCACAGGGGGCCAGUAUGAAAAUGUAUGAACUCACUACUGUAAGUCGCUCUGGAUAAGAGCGUCUGCUAAAUGACUAAAAUGUAAAUGUAAAAUGAGUAGACAAAAGCACAAACAGAUCUGGGACCAGUUAUGUUGGUUCCUUUGAUAAAACAUAAUGGGCUGAAGAUGAUGCGCUUCAGUGCCCUGACAGGUCAUUGGUUCACAUGGUUCACUGUCUCCUCAAUGAUUGGUUUGUUUUAUUUAUCCUCAUCCGUUAUAGACGAGACCCAACAUGUUUUCCCAGAUGAUUAAAAACGAAAUGUGUUAGUUAAUGUAGGUCUGGUUGUCAGGGCGUUGUCAGGGCGUUGUCAGGGCGUUGUCAAGGCGUUGUCAGGGCAGAUUUACCUCGAGACAUGGUGAUGAAAUGCACUCACGCACGCACAAGCACACACACACACACACACGGCCAUAUGCAUCACAAUGGAUUACCAUUGACAGCUCCCCUUCUCAAUAAUGGAUGGGUAAAAUUCACUUUUUUACUCAUUGCUGAGCAAAAAGGCUUUUCGGGGGGCUCUUAAAGGAUGAGACGGAGCAACAAAGCAGUCAUUUCCCCAGUGGCGCCUGCUGUCUUUGAUUGCAAGUAUGCUUCAUGAGGAUCCACAGGCUUAAGGAAGCACACAUAUUUCCUCAGAGGCAGGGGGCCUUAGCGCUGAGCCUCUCUCUGUCUGAAGCAGGACUACAGACCCAGGGCCAGCCAGGCCCUCGCAGGUUAAAGAGAGAGGAACGCUUAACGCCUUAACACUACAGCCACGCAUGCCAUCGCCAUGGCCACUGGGUUGUUUAGACAAAUCCAAUCACUUUCUCAUUUUGUAGCAGAAGGAUUUAGGAGUGAGGCGGAAUCUGUUUUCUCAUGCUCCUCAUCAAAUGAGACAUAUGAUGUGCUUAUUUCUCCACUGGCCUUGGAUGGGGUGAUAAGCCUGGAUGGUCUCCUGUGGUCAGGAGAAGAAGCCCCUAUACGCUGUUCUGAGGUCAGUUUAGCUUGGGCCCGAGAAUAGAAGAAGUCCCUGUUGUACAGAUUGAAAUUACGUGGUUGUAGUGCUAUAGUCUGCUCUUCCUCCUCCAUAUCUGUUUGACAAGGAAGAGCACUACAGCAGGACUCUCUCUGUGGCCAUCACACACACUUGUGGAUGGAUCUGAGAGUCUGAGAGUCCCCCCCCCCCCACACACACACACACGCACACACAGGCACACACACACACAUGCACGCGAACACGCACACACACACACACACACACUUCCGUACACACGCCCCAGCAGCCUGCAGACAAAGGUCCGUCUGCUAAGAGAAUCCUACAGCAGGGAAGACAGGGGAAGCCUGCCCACGGUGAGAGCGGAAGAGAGAAGAAGAGAGAGGGAGAGAGAGGGAGAGAGAGAAAGACAGGGAUGGAGGGAAAGCGGAAAAAGGAGCCCCCAGGGGACCCGAGGAAAGAGGAGGGACAGCAAUCUGUCCCUGGUGGAGUUACUGUACUGUAUGAGUGGCCUCACGUGUGGCUGUCUGUCUGUGUGUGAGUCCGUACUUCUCUCUGUCUGUUUGCACACGAUCAUGCCAGGGUUAAAAGGUGUUUGUAUGUGUUUAUGGCUAAAUGUUAGUUUUUUAUGUUCGGUAUGCAUUUCCUUGUAUGCGUGUGUGAGUGUGAGUGUGCGUGCAUGUGUGCAAGUGUGUGUGUGAGUGUGUGUGUGUGUGUGUGUGCGUGAGUGUGUGUGUGUAGUAUGUUGCACGGCGAGCAAGCGAGCAGCACGGGGCCCAGAUGGCGAGGAGAAAGGCUGGGCAAGUUUAAUCCUAUCAGAUGGAUUGGCGCUCCUCCAUCUGGUUAAUACACGCACAAUUUCAGCACGGGCGAAAUAGGCGACUUAGGCCAAGAUUACUGUCACAGAUUGCUGGCCCAGACCCUCCUCAUCCCUCCUAGUUUACCACUGGGCCAAAUUGCAUUAUGGUCGGGCAUCCACAAUAAGCAAGUUAGCAAAGGAGCCUCAGCCUGAGGAGAGAGAUUCAUCUCAAUUCAUCCCACUAAAUACUACUGGAUUACUUUUCCUCUCGCAAAGCUGACAUGACCAAUAAAUGUAAAAUAAAGAAGACUAACAUGUGUUUAUUUGAGGUUUGAAAGUUAGUCGUUUUUCGGUAAGCCAAAGAAGGCUAUUAUUAUUAAAGGGAAAGUCCACUCAAAAACGAUAUUUUGGUAUUUUAUUAAUUAGUCCGCAGUUGAUACAGUCCCAAAAUGUUUUGCAUGUCAUCAGUCAAGUUUUCAAGAUAUUGGACUUUCAAGAAGCAAAGUGUCACCGGCCACAUCAUCAUGAGGUGUGAGAAGUGUGUUUUGCAGCAGUCUUAAAGGACUUUAAAGAGGCACUGGGUGUGCGUUCCAGCUGUAAUAGAUCCUUUGCUUUUCUGCCUGAUCUCCAUUCAGAGCUGUUAAAACCACCAUCAGUCUUCUGGGGGGCAUGGUGUGUGUGUGUGUGUGUGGGGGGGGGGGGAGCACAGCGCUGCACUCUUAGUUAGAUCCAGCUGUUGGAGGAUUUUGUGUGUUUUUGGUUUCCUGCUUUGGCCCCAUGCUUAUAGACUGAGAGGUGUCAAAUCACAAGAGCCCAUUUUCUAGCACACACACCUACACACACACACACACACACACACACACACAGACAGACAUACACAUGCACACUACCAUUCAAAAGUUUGGGGUCACUUAGAAAUGUCAUUUUUUUCUAAAUAAAAAUGUUUUUCCUCCCAUUAAAAUAACAUCAAAUUGAUCAGAAAUUCAGUGUAGACAUUGCUAAUGUUGUAAAUGGCUAUUGUAGCUGGAAACAGCUGGUUUUUAAUGGAAUAUCUACAUAGGCGUACAGAGGCCCAUUAUCAGCAACCAUCAGUCCUGUGUUCCAAUGGCACGUUGUGUUUGCUAAUCCAAAUGUAUCAUUUAAAAGACUAAUUGAUCAUUAGAAAACCCUUUUGCAAUUAUGUUAGCACAGUUGAAAACUGUUGUGCUGAUUAAAGAAGCAAUAAAACUGGCCUUCUCAAGACUAGUUGACUAGUUGACUGACUCUAACCAGAAUAGAAAGAGGAGUGGGAGGCCCCGGUGCACAACUGGUGCACAACUGGUGCACCGGGGCCUCCCACUCAUCUUUCUAUUCUGGUUAGAGCCAGUUUGCGCUGUUCUGUGAAGGGAGUAGUACACAGCGUUGUACGAGAUCUUCAGUUUCUUGGCAAUUUCUCGCAUAGAAUAGCCUUCAUUUCUCAGAACAAGAAUAGACUGACGAGUUUCAGAAGAAAGUUAUUUGUUUCUGGCCAUUUUGAGCCUGUAAUCGAACCCACAAUUGCCGAUGCUCCAGAUACUCAACUAGUCUCAAGAAGGCCAGUUUUAUUGCUUCUUUAAUCAGCACAACAGUUUUCAACAUAAUUGCAAAAGGGUUUUCUAAUUAUCAAUUAGCCUUUUAAAAUGAUAAACUUGGAUUAGCAAACACAACGUGCCAUUGGAACACAGGACUGAUGGUUGCUGAUAAUGGGCCUCUGUACGCCUAUGUAGAUAUUCCAUAAAAAAUCAGCCGUUUCCAGCUACAAUAGCCAUUUACAACAUUAACAAUGUCUACACUGAAUUUCUGAUCAAUUUGAUGUUAUUUUAAUGGACAAAAAAAUUGCUUUUCUUUCGAAAACAAGGACAUUUCUAAGUGACCCCAAACUCUUGAACGGUAGUGUAUACACACACACACACACACACACACACAGCGAGCCCUGUUACCCUGUGUUCCCAUGGGAGAAGGUUGGGAAGCCCCAAACCUCACUGGGGCCUGGACCGUAGCCAUACCUCCUGUCACCAGCGUGAUACGGUGUCAAAGCACAACAUGAUCUACAGCCUCCCUCCCUCUGAAUGCAGAACACACUACCACAGGUCUAGAUCCAGGACUAUAGUGUGUGUGUGUGUUAAUGCAUACUUACACACAUACCACACACAAACUUGAACAUGGAAAGCCUUGCUUUCUGAAAUUAGGACCACUUAGCCUGUUCCUAUUGCAUUCCAUUUAAGGCUCAGUGCUCAUGCUAAUGUCCUUGACUUGUCCUGUGUGUCUUCAGUGUUCCAUGUUCUUUAUUAGAUGUUAUUGGGCUACUUGAUUAUUAUGUUUCUCAACUGUGUAACUAACCUCCUAGACUGAGGUGGUUUAACCGUAAGCUUCCUGUCUGUCUCGCCCUUCUCCUCUCCACCUCCCCUCCACUGCCCUGUACCUUGGAGCAGCUGCCCCCUGCAUCAAAGCCAUCAGCCCCAGUGAGGGCUGGACAACAGGGGGCGCAACUGUCAUCAUCAUAGGUGACAACUUCUUUGACGGCCUCCAGGUCAUCUUUGGCACCAUGCUGGUCUGGAGUGAGGUGAGUACAUGACGAUACACACACACACACGUGCACACACACACACACACACGCACACACACACACACACACACACAUCCUCUCAUCCCUCCACACAAACAGACCAUGAAUAUUGACCAUAGAAGUGUAUUGCAUUGUCUGUCUUUACAGUUCACAGUCCUGAAGGUCAUAACAAUACAUUCUCUAGAUUUCUAUCAUUAAAGGGAAGGUGAGUGAGUCCAACUGUGCCAGCUGUGUUAAAGGCCAUACCACUCUCCCCCCAGAUGAAACCAACUCACACAAAACACUGAUAGAAAUAUCAAUAAACCAUCUGGACCAAACAGAAUUCUGCGGUUGUUGAAAUACUGUGAAGUGCAGUUUUCUUCCAGAAAUAUGAAGCAAGACUUUGACUUUUGCAAUUCUGGUUUUGAAACUUUAGAAGAAACAAAAGCCCUGUUUUAGUUCAACUUAGACAAUCAAAUAGCAUUGUUUACUGUUUCUUUGUCUUCUGUCCAUUUAAAUUAAGGUUAUUUAACAUAAAUGCAGUAAGCAUUUUCAUCAGUAAAUAAAAGCACUAUUUGAGUAUGCCAUUUUCUCCUGUACAAUAAAUUCCAAUUGAAUUUGACCUUGCACAGUGUUAGUGAUGGUGAGGAGUGGUCCUGCCUCAGCCAUUAAAAGGUGUAAUGGUAUAAAACCUCUCGCUGGUGGUGGCAUGUCUUUAUGCUCCCUCACAGCUGAAGAUCUGAAUAAUGAAAGGCAGGCUAAGCGCUCUGUAAGGGCCAGUUUAAAGGCAUGUAAAAUGCUGGUGGCUGUGCGGGCUUUAAAGACGGCGCUGGUGUGUGUGCCGGGGCUAGAUUGGUCUCUCAUCUGUGUGUUGUACGCAUCACACACACACCAUCACACACACUCCCAUCUCCUGGAGCUCUCCAGUCAUCACAGGUGCCAAUCAGAGGACAAAUUCAGCUCCUAUUUAUUCAGCGCAGCUCUCUGAUGUGCUUCUGAUCCUCUCAAUUAGCUGCCAUAUAGGACUGGAGAAUGGGGCUGGGGGCUGAAGACUGGGGGUUGGAGACUGGGGCUGGGAGCUGGAGACUGGGGCUGGGGGCUAGGGGCUGGAGACUGGGGCUGGGGGCUGGCGACUGGGGCUGGAGACUGGUGCUGGGGGGCUGGUGGCUGGAGACUGGGACUGGGGGCUGGCGACAUGGCUGGGGGCUGGAGACUGGGGCUUGGGGCUGGCAACUGAGGCUGGGGGCUGGAGACUGGGGCUGGGGGCUGGCGACAGGGCUGGGGGCUGGAGACUGGGGCUUGGGGCUGGCAACUGAGGCUGGGGGCUGGAGACUGGGGCUUGGAGCUGGAAAUUGGGGCUGGGGGCUGGAGACUGGGGCUGGGGGCUGGAGACUGGGGCUGGGGGCUGGAGACUGGGGCUGGGGGCUGGAGAUUGGGGCUGGGGGCUGGAGAUUGGGGCUGGGGACUGGAGACUGGGGCUGGGGGCUGGAGAUUGGGGCUGGGGGCUGUUGGCUGGAGACUGGGGCUGGGGGCUAGGGGCUGGGGGUGUUAUUGCUACCAUUAGCAAGUGCAGUGAGGAGGGGUUAGGGGAUGGAGGGGGGUUAGGGGAUGGAGGGGGGUUAGGGGCUGGAGGGGGGUUAGAUGAUGGAGGGGGGUUAGAGGCUAGAGGGUGGUUAGGGGAUGGAGGGGGGUUAGGGGCUGGAGGGGGGUUAGGGGCUAGAGGGGGGUUAGGGGAUGGAGGGGGGUUAGGGGCUGGAGGGGGGUUAGGGGAUGGAGGGGGGUUAGGGGAUGGAGGGGGGUUAGGGGCUGGAGGGGGGUUAGGGGAUGGAGGGGGGUUAGGGGAUGGAGGGGGGUUAGGGGAUGGAGGGCUGGAGGGCAGGAGGGCAGGGCGAGCCUUGUAACUGUAGUGCUGGUAAAAAGCAGCCUGAACGAGGCCAAAGUUGAUUUCCUCUACCUGCCAUUCAAUCUGCAGGCUAAUGAGUUGAUCCAAUCUUCGACACACUCCACUCUGCUCUCCUCUCCCCCACUGACCAGGGAUUAAGCUAUAAUAAUCUCUGCUUAUUUAUUAGACUUUUAAAUUGCAGAACCAUGUUGGCAUAAUGUUAAUAUACGGGUUUCGAGUCCCACAUAUGCUUGCCGUUAAACACUUGGCUCUGUAUUUUUGUUAUAUUUAUACUUUAAUUUGUAGAAUAAUUGCAACUUUAUUCUACCUUGGCUAGUGGAAUAGGAACCUUUGCUACAGUAGUUCCCCAGGCCAAAGGGUUCAGAGCCAGUUAUGGUCAUGGGGUAAUGGCUGAAGCCAGGGGGAAAGAGACGGUACGGGGGUCAGAAAUAGCACUGAUUAGGCCUCCAGGGGCAGAUUUGCCUGAGUUGUCCAGCUGCCCUGCCCUCCCUGCCUGUUUACCCACCCUCAACCCUCAGCCCAGGGUUUAUUUUAGAGGGUACAGACAGAGGUAGAGGUAGACCCCUUGACUUUUUCCACAUUUUGUUACGUUACAGCCUUAUUUUAAAAUGGAUUAAAGAAAAAAAAAUCCUCAGCAAUCUACAUACAACUAAAAACAGAAAUACUGUGUGUUACAGAAGGUACAUAAACAUGGAGCUUGAUUAGGGCUAGGGGAACAGCAUGACAAGGAUCAGUGUGUGUGUGUGUGUACUGAGAGUGUGUGUUCAUUAAGCCUGGCCGACAGUUGUCACAGAAUCAUGCUGUAGGGAUGUUUUCAGUGGCAGGCACUGGGAGACUAGCCAGGAUCGAGGCAAAGAUGAACAGAGCAAAGUACAGAGAGAUCCUUGAUGAAAACCUGCUCCAGAGCGCUCAGGACCUCAGAAUGGGGCGAAGGUUCACCUUCCAACAGGACAAUGAUCCUAAGCACACAGCCAAGAUAACACAGGAGUGGCUUCGGGACAAGUCUCGGAAUGUCCUUGAGUGGGCCAGCCAGAGCCCGGACUUGAACCUGAUCGAACAUCUCUGGAGAGACCUGAAAAUAGCUUUGCAGCAACGCCCCCCAUUCAACCUGACAGAGCUUGAGAGGAUCUGCAGAGAAGAAUGGGAGAAACUCCCCAAAUACAGUUGUGCCAGGCUUGUAGCGUCAUACCCAAGAAGACUCGAGGCUGUAAUCGCUGCCAAAGGUGCUUCAACAAAGUACAGAGUAAAGGGUCUGAAUACUUAUGUAAAUGUCAUAUUUCCGUUGUUUGUUUUGUUUUUGCAAAAAAAACUAAAAUAAUGUUUUUGCUUUGUCAUUAUGGGUUAUUGUGUGUAGAUUGAUGAGAAGAAAAAAAAAAUCAAUCAAUUUUAGGAUAAGGCUGUAACCUAACAAAUGUGGAAAAAGUCAAGGGGUCUGAAUACUUUCCGAAGGCAUUGUAUAGGUACUGCUCCAGUAUCCCGAUUAGUCCUCAAUAUUCUCUGCUGGUCUCAGAGGCUGGUUGGUUGGAGGGCUGUUCGGCCCUUGGUCCCAUGUAGGAAGUGCCGGGGCCCCACAGUGUGUUUCCAAUUACCGCCCUCCCAUACCGGGGGGCCAGGGGUGAGGCUGUGUUUGCUCCCUGCUCUCAGGGCCUCGAGGGCCCUUCAAUAUCACCCUGCCAGUCCACCACACCCACCCCCCACCCCCCUCCGUACCCCAGAUCUACUGAUCAGCCUCACAGAGCUGUGAUAACCGUCGGCCAGGCUUAAUGAACACACACUCUCAGUACACACACACUGAUCCUUGUCAUGCUGUUCCCCUAGCCCCACUCAAGCUCCAUGUUUAUGUACCUUCUGUAACACACAGCCUCUCCAGGUGUGUGGGGAGCUAUGGCUCCAGUCCAACAAUAGCACUCUCACUUUGUGUGUGUUCUCUUUACACCACCCAGACUCACAACACUUUUCAACAACACAUGAGAUCCUUAGCUGCUGCAGUGCAGAUGACAUAGUCCACUCAUAAACGCCCUUCAUUCAGCACAAGUCAUCAAAUCAAUAAACAUGUUGUUUACGUGUCUGACGGCCUUGUUGACAGUUUGACGUCCUCUCUUUUCCCUCUGCACUUGUUCAGUGUGGAGAGUAUUUACCCUGGCAGACAAUAGAAAGGGAUCAGUGGAGACUCAUUGACCUGAAGUGUUUGUUUGCUGUGUUGAAGAGCACCACUCACACACCCAAACUCUGACUCAGGGGAGGAGAGGGAGGAGAGGGGAGGGGAGAGUGAAAAAUUUGGGAGGAAAAAAAUACAAAAAAAAAAGGGGCUUGGCCUGUACCCCUCCCCCCCGGGGGGGGGGGGGGGGGGGGGGGGGGGGGGGGGGGGGGCCCCUUUUUUUUUCCCCUUUUUUUUUGGGGGGGGGGGGGGGGGGAAAAAAAAAAAAAAAAAAAAUCCCCCGGGGGGGGGGAAAAAAAAAAAAAAAAAAAAAAAAAGGGGGGGGGGGGGGGGGGGGGGGGGGGGGAAAAAAAAAAAACCCCCCCCGGGGGGGGCCUUUAAAAGAAGGGGGGGGGCCCCUUCCUUUUUCCCCCUCCCCCCCUCUCCCCCCCCUUUUCCCUUUUCUCUUCCUUUCUUUCUUCUCUCCCUCUCUUCUUUUUCUCCUCUCUCCUGCCCCUUUCUUCUCCUUCUCACUCCCCCCCCGCCCCCCCUUUGCAGCUCCCCCCCCCACCCGGGGGGGGGAAUACCCUUUUCCUCCAAUCCCAAAGGAAAAGGGACCCCCCAAAGCUUUUUAACCCAGGUCAGUUUCCCUACUGUACAUAAUAAUAUAAUAAGAAUAAGAAUAGUAUAUGCCAUUUAGAAGACAUUUGUAGUGACUUACAGUCAUGCGUGCAUACACAGGAAUCAAACCCACUAUCCUGGCGUUGCAAGCACAAUGCACUACUGUACAUCCUUACAGGGGGUCACACAGGUAGUCCUUUCAGAAUAUUGCAAUUAUUUAAAGUAUUAAAGCAGCAUCAUCUCUAUAUACAGUACUACACAUUACAGGUUAUUACAGACAGAGAAUGGAGCCUGGGAAUCAGACAGAGAAGAGCCUUGUGUUAAAGACACAAUAUGUAGACAUCGCUCCACCAUUGCCUGGUUGCUAUAAUUAUAUAAUGUAUAGUGUAGAGAAUCAUUGUACAAGCUGUGAAAUAUCUUUUCAACAACCAAAAAUAAAAAGACGCAAAUGUGAAACUUAAGGACGGGAAGCAUAGAAAUAGCGCACAUAGAACAGAUCUACCGCUUACCAGACUUUAUUUAAAUGAGAAUGACAGAUCUAUAACCGUCUACAAAGAUAUAUACUGAACCUUUAAAGUACCACCAUCUGCAAGGUGAGAGAUCUAAUAACAGAGUUGAGUACAGGAGUACAAAACGCAGGAAAGCUUGUUCAGACUGUGGGUUAUUAUCAACUCCAUAGUACGGAACAGAAAACACAGAUAGCUGCACACUGAGAGCCUCUCCAGCUCUCUCUCUCUCUCUGAGUAGCUGUGUGAUUCACAGUGGACAACAGGGGCUUCCUAGCAAACACAGGCCUAUCUGGCCUAGGAAUCCCACCUAUUUCCUCUGUGUGGAGGUUAAUGCACGGCAUGGCGCUCUCACAAGCAGUGACAUCCUGUAUAAUCCAGCAGAUAAGGCCAAUAGAGAACUUAUCUCGCUCAUAGGAAGGAAAGAGGGGCCUGAUUCAUCCGUCAGUGAGCAGAGCCACUAGCCUAGCGCUGCCUGCCUGGCCCCACAGCCAUGUGUUUAUGUGCAGAAAUGAGCAGGGUUUAUAUGCCAAGAGGCUGAGAAAGGGUUGUGUGUUGCAGCACAGUCAGUACCCCCUGCUGCUUUAACAGUAACAGGGAGGACUGUUGGACUAGCAGGACGGUAGGCUACAGUACCCACUCUGUGAAUGGGAGGUUCAGAGGGAGGCCAAUGUUGACUUAAUUACUGUAGAUUGGGAGAUUGUAACGACAAAUGCUCAUAAAAGUGUUACAAUUAAGCUAGGAAAACAGUCUGGGCUUUAUAGGCCUCCAUCUUGAAGCCAUUUGAAGAAAGUGAAUCCGUCCAGAAUGUGAGCGAAUGCAUGUUUGGUUCACACACGCACACACACACACACAACGUAAAUGCACGCACACACGCAUAUACACGUUUAAGAUGUUAAGAAUGUACAAUCCCGUAGAGAAAUAAGUAUGCGCAAAAACAAGCAAUCUUUCAUUCUCUCAUGCUCUUUUUCAUAGCAACACACACACACACACACACACACACACACACACACACACACACACACACACACACACACACACACACACACACACACGCACACACCCCGUGCUGAAACUGAAACAGUGGUGGAUCAUGCCCUCCCUGGGCUCACAACCUCGUUUCACCUAAUUGAAAAUUAUAAGAGAUGCCCUGGAGGAGAAAUUUGUUUGUAAUAAGUUCUACAUAAUGGAGGAACGUGGCUGCAAACCAUUUCACUGAGCUCUCUUAGUGGGUGGAACCAAUCCCAGAGCAAUUUAAGAAUCCUGUAAUGAUUGUGGCAUUAUUCCAUUUUCUGCACUUUUCCUCUUUCCCCUCUGAAACAAGAAGGGAAAAAGGAGAGAGGAACGCUUCUGUAGUGAAGUGCGCCCCCUUCCCUCUCUCACUCUCAUUUUAUUUCUUUCACACUCAGAUUUGCAUGCUCAUACGCAUGCAUAUACAAAUACAAUGCAUGCACACAGACACAAACACACACAUGCACACGCACACGCAGUAGAGGUGACGAUGGGAGGCCUCACUCAUUAAUAUCGAUCCUCCCGACACGGCUCCACAAUGCCACACAGUAGGGCGCCAUCCAGUGUGUGUGUCUGUGUGUCUGUGUUGUCCACUCAGCCAGUUUCUACUCACGUCACACCUCAUAUAAUUUCUUCCAUCAGUAAGAUGAUGCAAAACAUGUUUUAGUGUUAUGUCCAUACCCGUGUUGGGACCACUUUCCUUCUCUGUGGGUUGUGUGACAUUAUGCAAGGCAGUGACUCUGCACCCUAACCAAGACCUGCUAUAAAUGGGCUGGCUGUGGAGUGGGGAAGUCUCAUUACACAGAAAUGAUUUUUAAUCAUCUUUGGUUCCCGGACGGGCUGUGCUGGGCCGUCCUCCCCGCAGGCUACCUGACUCCAUCCAUACAGGCCUGUCUGGCUGCUAAGUGCUUUUUUCAAGUGGGCGGAGAUUAACCCUGACCCUCUCAUUUGCCAAUUUCUUCAACAUGUGAAUUAGGAAAUUCGAUCCGGCCCGACGGUUACCUCACCCCUGUCAAGGUCGACUUCUCUCCCCGGGUGAAAGGUCAUAGCUGGGAGCGCUCACUGGCUCUCUGUCGGAUUCCGGCUGUUUUUGUUGUUGUUGCUUUAGUCCCCCCUCUGGCAGAGCAAUUAACCACACACACCCUGCACAAACGAGAGCCCCGAGUUGAAAGUAAUUAUAAAUCAAAAAUAAAUUAAGAGAGAAAAUGUCUGUAAUGUGGCUGGCAGAUGGGUUUCCACGGAGUGCCUUAUGUCUGCUUGAUCUGCGUGGUGAGAAAUGUACACGUAAACCAUAUAUUCCUAAUAAUACACAGCUGGGCCUUCUCCGCGCAUCAGCUCUCACACACACUCAGCGUCUUAUCUCUCCUUAGUCUCUGAUAUAUGAUCAAACUCCUCUACCUUCAGCACAGAUACAUCACACUGUGUUAACUGGGUUGAGCAGCACUCCCAUGCCACCCCUCUCCACAGUCCCAGUACUGUGUCCUCUGUGAGGCACCAGUCAGGUCUGCUGAGUAGAACUCACCACAAGAGAUCUGACUCUAAACCCCUUCAUUUUCCUCUGGUGUCUCCAGUCGGCACCUCGUGGUGGGUUGACUGGACUCCUGUGCCAGUGUGCAGUGCACCCGUCCUGGGCAUGGGUGAUUGGUAGGCAUGGGUGGGUGGGUGGCAGCUGGACACGGUGGCACCCGCAGGACAGCUGGCACCACUAAUCAUUUGCUGCCGUAGAGACGGAGCGCGGUGGAGUUGAGGGCCUAAUUAAAUCAAUACAGGCAUCGGCAUGAACGUCUCUCAAGCACCCCAGCCUCUACAGCUGGGCCAGGCAGAAAUCAAUGGCUACCUGGUAACCACGGGGUCCAUGUCAGCUGCCACUGGCCAGCGAAUCAGUCAGACAGAGGGAUUCCCACCCUCCUCCUACAACAGGGUUAAUGAAAGGCUAGUAGGCAGGAGGAGAUCACUGCAAUGUUAUAGUGGAGUGGGUGUAGUCACAACCUACAACCUACAGUCUACACCUACUAUAAACACAGAGGAUUCUUUCUCUUUUCUCCCUCUCUCUCUCAUUCUAUUCUGUCACAGAGGUGUGGACUUGAGUCACAUGGCUUGGACUCGAGUCACAAAUUUGAUGACUUGAGACUCGACUUGAUAGAAAAUAAAAUAGCUUGAGACUCGACUUUGACUUGAGACUGAUGACUUGAAAUGAUCUGUCCAGGUUUUGUAACGUUUUGUCACUCAUUUCGUGGCACAGAGUCUGCGUGGAUUGCUCUCCAUGCAGCCAGAGACAGUAGCCGCAGCAUCGCACUUCCAUAAAAAACGUGCAAUAGAUUGGCUAGUGAAACGCACAGUUGGCCCUCUGAUUGGACCAGCAAACUGUCAAUCAACACAGUUGGGUGAGCUAGAGAACAGAUUGCUGAUUUACUGUACAGCUAUUGGAUAGCUUGCAGCACAAACGUCAAAUUCUAGGGAGAUAGGAUUGGCAUAAAUCAAUAUGCAGCUCCAAAACAUGUUUGGUGAUCAAGAAUAUUAACUUAAUUUACUUUGCGAGCUCACCAGCAAUGGGGCAUCAAGCAACAAUUACUAGCAUAGGCCUAAUAGUCUUUUGGUAUGUCAAAAUUGCUUGAAAUUUAUCAUUUACCUAUGAAGCUUCAAUUUGGAAUUUGUUGUUCAAAUGUAUUAUUACAUCAUCAAAAUGUGUUGUAGACAAAAUAAUGAAAAUGCCUGUCUUUUUUUUACUGAGACUUUACUUGAAAAAAGGUGCGACUCGCCUUGACUUGCUCGUAGAAUGCACGACAUGGACUUGACUCGAGACUCGACCCGUUCUACUGGGGACUCGACUUGAGACUCGGACCUUGUGACUUGAGACUUGCUUGUGACUCGAAUAAUAGUGACUUGAUCCCACCUAUGUUCUGUCAUGCUGUAGGCUACAUGUCGGUAAAAACAAUUAGCAAAAAGACAAAUACGCAGAUUAUUAUCACUCCCCCUGGCACACGUCCUCAGUGUGUUCUGGCAGUGGUUGUAGUGUGUUGUUGACUCUCAGCCACCGCCACCGUGUGACAUAUGUGUUGUUGAGAAUGGCGUCUGGUGGAGGUGUCAUGUCACCUGUGAAACACAACGUUGAUGUCACCGCUCUGUGUUACACAAAGUGCCAAGUGACAAUCAAUAAACAAAUAGAAAACAAAGAUGCCGCAUGUGUGUGACUUGAGAUAGUGUGUGUGUGUGUGUGUGUCUGCCUACUGUAAUGCCUGACUCCCUGCACAAUUAGGGACUCUGUUUGUAACACCAUAUCCACAGCCUGAGAAAUUACAUACAGCCCUUUUCUCUCCAUAUCGUUUCUCUAAUUUCUCUCAGGUAAGAGACAGUGGUUACACCAUACCC
This is a messenger RNA of Coregonus sp. 'balchen', 19014 nucleotides long. Lineage: Eukaryota; Metazoa; Chordata; Actinopteri; Salmoniformes; Salmonidae. The record is from the annotation of a GenBank genome assembly.